Pollicipes pollicipes is the source of this 14063-nucleotide messenger RNA. RefSeq names its product terribly reduced optic lobes (gene trol). Gene Ontology annotation, molecular function: protein binding; low-density lipoprotein particle receptor activity; calcium ion binding. Gene Ontology annotation, biological process: receptor-mediated endocytosis. The coding region runs from base 628 to 13182 and encodes 4184 amino acids. Gene Ontology annotation, cellular component: apical plasma membrane; signaling receptor complex; plasma membrane. NCBI's taxonomy places the organism in Eukaryota, Metazoa, Arthropoda, Thecostraca, Pollicipedomorpha, Pollicipedidae. The transcript has 86 exons. The record is from RefSeq and is a predicted model, not a curated record.
AAGAGCACCAACAAUGACCUGACGUUCGAGGAGGGCGGCGCAGCGGCGCCGUUGCCCGAGCCGCUGCCGGUCGCCGCCGCCCGCACGUCGCUCCUCGCGCGCCACAAACGCCAGAUCUGGAACGUCUUCAACGGCGGCGAAGACGACUACCACUACGAAGACUAUGAAGACUACGGCGAUGAGGAGGAGGAGGAGGGCGUGCCGUCGGGUGACGCCUUGCUGCCGGACCGGGCACUGCCCCCCGACGACGAGGACCUCGUGACGGAGGGCUCGGGGCCGCUCGACGGCAUCACUGGAGUCGGGCCGCGCAUAGGGACCACGCCGGCGCUGCCCACCACGCCGCCGGGACUCGUGUACUACCGCCUGACCCUGACCCUGGGCGAGGCUUGCGAGCCAGUGGAGCACGCGGCCUUCCUGGCGGACGCCGUUCAGGAGCUGUACGACACCACACCUGGCCGCCAGGUGGCAACAGUCAUCCAGGCCAGUCCCGGCUACGUGGGAUCCUCCUGCGACUACACCGUGGACCUGACAUCCCAGGACUUCGACGACCAGGCAGAAUUCGAGCGUGUGCUGGCCGACGCACGGGACAAAAGAGAGAUCGAUGGACAUCCCUUCAUCGACUUCCGGAUGCGCCGCUUCGGAGGGCUGCCGAGUGAGCCGUCGGCGGCGCCGGAGCGGACGUGUACCGAGUACGAGCUGCGCUGUCGCAGCGGCGAGUGUCUGCCGCAGACAGCGCGCUGCAACGGCCUGGCCGAGUGUCGCGACGGCUCCGACGAGCUGGGCUGUCCUCUGGCCACCACCCCGGCCGGCCCAGUCGACCCCGACGAUCAGGGCAAAGAGCCGGAGGCGAUGUGUCGGGGCGACAAUGUGGCCUUCUGUAGCGACGGCACACUGAUCUGCGAGGUGCAGCUGUGUGACGGCAAACGGGACUGCCCGGGUGGCGACGACGAGAACAACUGCCCCGACAAACCAUCGUCAGACGUGUGCGGCGCCUCGGAGCUUCUCUGUGACGUCAGUCGAUGCGUGCCGUUCACCCGCCGCUGCGAUGGCGUCCAGGACUGCACCGAUGGACAGGACGAGAUUGACUGCCCGGAAGUGUGCGCCGCCGACCAGUUCCGGUGCGGCGACGGCACGUGCCUGCCAGCGCGCAAGAGGUGUGACCUGCUGGUCGACUGCCCGGGCGCCGAGGACGAGGCUCGAUGCACCAACCCAAAAUGUGUGGAGCGUGCCGAGUUCUCGUGCGCCGACUCGGAGCUCUGCCUCCCCAUGUCGCAGCGAUGCGACGGCUUUGAGGACUGUCCGCGCGCCGACGACGAGCGGGACUGUCUGUGUCGGGCCGACCAGUGGCAGUGCAACGAGGGCCUCUGUAUCGACAGUAGCCUCAAGUGCAACGGUGUGGCCGACUGUCCCGCCGGGGAUGACUCGGAUGAGAGCCCGAGGCAAUGUCAGCGUGCCCCCUGCUCUCCACUGCAGCUGCGCUGCUCGGACGGCAGCUGUGUCGACCUGCGCCGCAAGUGUGACGGCUACAGGGAUUGCCCCGGCGGCUUCGACGAGCAGGACUGCGAGUGUCGGGAGGACGAGCGGCGGUGCAACAGCGGCGAGUGCCGGAGCGCCUCCGUCUGGUGCGACGGCCGCUCGGACUGCGCUGAUGAUUCGGACGAGCUCGACUGUGAAUGUCGUGAAGACCAAUUUGAAUGCGGCAAUGGAUACUGUAUCACACUCAAGUACAAAUGUGACGGAAUUCGCAAUUGUCAGGACGGCACAGACGAGCAGAACUGUCCGGCCACAUGCGCGACGAGCGAGUUCUCCUGCGCCGAUGGCACGUGCAUCAACGCCGGCCUGCGCUGUGACGGCACCAUUCACUGCCCCGACAGCUCCGAUGAAAUCGGCUGCCCGCCACGCUGUCGUCCGGACCAGUUCGCCUGCGAUGACGGGCCCUGUCUCAGUAUCGCGCAGAAGUGUAACGGCGUGCCCGAGUGCGCCGGCGGUGAGGAUGAAAACAACUGCGCUGGCUGCAGCGCGGAGGAGUUUCGCUGCAGCGACGGCUCCUGUAUUCCCUUCACGCGAGCCUGUGAUGGCUUCCCGGAUUGCAUUGAUGGUUCUGACGAGGAUAGAAAUCGUUGUCCAAGUGGUCCGGCGCCGACGCUGUGCGAAGCCGAUGACUUCCGCUGCUCGGACGGCAGCUGCGUGCCCGGCAGGCGGCGCUGCGACUCGGCCUACGACUGCCCGGACGGGUCGGACGAGGCUGGCUGCAUGCCGUCCUGCGGGGAGGAUUUCACCUGCACCUCGACCGACGAGUGCGUGGACAGAGCCCGCGUCUGCGAUGGCUUUCCUGACUGCGCUGACAACAGUGACGAGGCCAACUGCACGCGUCCGGCCUGCGAACCCCAGGACGUCACGUGCUCAGACGGCGCCUGCGUGCCCGCCUCGGCCCGCUGCAACGGCGUCCGAGACUGUAUCGACGGCGUCGACGAGGUCGACUGCGCGUGCCCGGAGGGCCAGUUCAGAUGUCUGGACGGCACCUGCCUGAGUGCGGCCAGACGCUGCGACGGCAAUUUUGACUGCGCCGACUACGAUGACGAGGAGGGAUGCCCGCCGGUGGCAUGCACGGCCGAUGAGCACCGCUGUGGCGACGGCACCUGCCUGGACGCCCGACGCCGCUGCGACCAGAUCCCGGACUGCGCGGACGGCUCGGACGAGCGCGACUGCGCCUGCGACGACACCGAGUUCCGGUGCGGCGACGGCUCGUGCAUUGCCCGCACGCGCGUCUGCGACCUCUCUUACGACUGCAGGGACUACAGUGACGAGCAGAACUGCAGACCCUCGUGUCGGGUGGAGGAGCACCAGUGCGGCGAUGGCCGCUGCGUGCCCGCCUCCAGGAAGUGCGACGGCCAGCCAGACUGCCUGGACUACUCGGACGAGGCCAACUGCCAGUGCCGGUCGGACCAGUGGCGCUGUCAAACGGGCGAGUGCGUGGACCUGGGUCGCCGCUGCGACGGACGCCCGGACUGCAGGGACGGCUCUGACGAGCUCCAGUGCGCGUGCACAGCUGACCAGUGGCGAUGCCAGAGUGGGCAGUGCGUGCCGCUGUCGCGACGCUGCGACCGCCGCUUUGACUGCCGCGACGGCUCCGACGAGAGGGACUGUGAGCUGGAGUGCGGAGCGGACGAGUUCCGUUGUGCGGAUGGCCAGAACUGCGUGCCCAACUCCGCCGUGUGUAACGGCUCGCCAGACUGUCGCGACAGAAGUGACGAGAGUAACUGCGAGCUGCAGUGCCGGGCCGGCGAGUUCCGAUGCGCCGACGGCAGCCGCUGCAUUCCCGAGUCGAGGGUGUGUAACGGCGCGGUGGAGUGCGCCGACUCCAGCGACGAGCAGGGCUGCGCCGUCAGUCCGAGGCCGCCCGUGCCUGUCGCCGGAGACAUCCGACUAGCGACCUACCCCGGCCAGCAGACCGUGAGAGCGAGGAACGAGGUGGUGUUCCAGUGCCGGGACGAGGGCCCCCGCCGGAUGCCGGUGCGCUGGUCCCGCGGCGACCGCCCGCUGCCGGCGCGCUCCAUCCAGCGGCAGGGCCGCCUCACCAUCCCCGAUGCCCAGGUGGCCGACGGCGGCACGUACCUAUGCGAGGCUGAGGGUGUCCCGCCGGGCACCGCCGGCGCCUCUACCACCGUCCUGCUCCAGGUGGAGCCCUAUGACCGCCCUGUUCGACCGCCGUCGACAGCCUGCGGUCUCCUGGAGGCGACCUGCGCCGACGGCACGUGCAUCCCCAAGGGACGAGUGUGUGACGGCGAGCGGGACUGUCCGGACGGCUCGGAUGAGAACCGCUGCAACCCGUCCGGCUGUCAGCCAAAUGAGUACCAGUGCGCCAACCAGAAGUGCGUGCUGAAGACGUGGCGCUGCGACGGAGACAACGACUGUGGAGACGAAUCGGACGAGCAGGGCUGCGAGCCCAGCCCGCCAGGCUCGCAGUGCAACUACAACGAGUUCCAGUGCGCGGCUGGCGGCCAGCCGAGCGCCCAGUGCAUCCCGCGCGCCUUCCACUGCGACGGCCAGGUGGACUGCCAGGACCGCAGCGACGAGAUCGGCUGCUCCGCUCCUCUGAUCGGAGAGCCGCCGCCGUCCAUGCUGAACGUGCAGACCGGGGACGUGUUUGUCAUCCGGUGCCGCGCCGUCGGCACGCCCGUGCCCGAGAUCUCGUGGCGCCUCAACUGGGGCCACGUGCCGUUCAAAUGUCGUCAGGAGAGCUCGGGCGGUCUGGGCACACUCACCUGCCCGAACGCCCAGGUCUCGGACCAGGGCGCCUACUCGUGCGAGGCCAUUAACAUCAAGGGCUCGGUGUUCGCCGUACCGGACACGAUCGUCAUGGUGUCGGGCAGUGGCGGCAUCUGCCAGCCGCCCGACUUCAACAGCGCCGCGCUCACCAACGCAGACUGCCAGCGCUGCUUCUGCUUCGGUGCCACCACCGACUGCUUCAGCGCCGGGCUGUCCAUCUCGGAGCUGCCGGAGCCAAACCCAAGCGACAUCUCACUGCGCUCCGUGUCGAGCUACUCUCCGGACUUCAUCAUCGAGCCGGCGACAGGCGACUCGAGCCGUUACCUGAGGUUCGGCCCGGGGGGCGCUGUUCAGGUGGUGUCUCCGCCGUUCGUGGACGGCUCCCUGUACUUCUCCAUGCCGCCCAGUCACACCGGUCCCCAGCUGAAGAGCUACGGCGGCUACCUGCGCUACACGCUGAGUCCGCCGGGCGGCGCCGACCGGCGGCAGCCUGCCGUCAUUCUGAGCGGUAACGGACUGGUGAUCUGGUAUACCCCUGACAUCAGCCAGCCGGGCAGCACCAGCAUCCGCAUCACGGAGGGCGUGUUCUACAAGACGGGCGCCAGGCGCGACCAGGUGCCUGCCACCCGCGAGGACAUCAUGAUGGUGCUGGAGAACAUCGACUUUUUCCUCAUCGGGGUGCCGCGGUCUUCGGACGGCCGGUUCCAGGGCGAGCUGUCCGCAGUGCGCAUGGAGUCGGCCACGGUGGCGCAGACUUCCCAGGGCCCCACCAACCUGGUGGAGGACUGCAACUGUCCGCAGGGCUACUCCGGCAUGUCGUGCGAGGAGUGCGCACCAGGUUACAUCCGCCAGCAGACCGGCCAGUGGCUGGGCCGCUGCGUGCAGGAGCCGCAGGACUGCGCCCCCGGACAGUAUGGUGACCCGCGGCGCGGAAUCGCGUGCCGGCCCUGCUCCUGCCCCGGCACUCCGGCCCAAUUCGGCCAGACGUGUCGACUGGACUCCGACAAUCAGGUGACCUGCGACUGUCCGGCGGGCUACAUCGGUCGCCGCUGCGAGCGCUGCGCGGCCGGCUACCGCGGCGACCCGCUGGCCGGCACCCCCUGCUCACCCGGGGACCAGUGUGACCCGGCUGGCUCGCUCCAGAGCACGCCCGACCCGCGGACAGGCCGCUGCGACUGCAAGGAAUUCGCCACCGGCGCUAAGUGCGACCAGUGCAAGCCGCGGGCGUUCUUCCUCAGCGACAAGAAUCUGCACGGCUGCAUCAACUGCUUCUGCAUGGGCGUCACUGACCAGUGCAGCUCCUCCAACUGGUACCGCCAGCAGGAGUCUGCGGUGUUCACCAGCAGUGUGCAGGACUUCGUGCUCACCGACGAGAGGGCGCAGCAGACGUUCGACGGCGCCUUCGUCAACUCGGACGCCCGGGAGGCGGUCUACAGGGACCUGAGCCGGCUCGGCAGGAGGCCGCUGUAUUGGCGCCUGCCGGCCCGGUUCCUCGGCGACAAGGUGACCUCGUACGGCGGCUCGCUGAGGUAUAACCUGCGCUUCACGGCUCCACCCGGCGCCCAGCCCGCCUUCCAGAGCUACCCCGACGUGGAGAUCUUAGGUAACGACAUCUUGCUGCGGCACACGUUCGCGUCGCCGCCGGAGUCAGGCCGGCCGACGCCCGUCGUUGUCGACAUGUACGAGCAAUCCUGGACCCGGGACGACGGUGGGCCGAUGGACCGCGAGCAUCUCAUGAUGGCGCUGGCCGACCUCGAGUACAUCAUCAUCAAGGCGGCGCCCGUCGAGGGCGCCCAGCAGGCGGCCCUGUCGGAGGUGGCCCUCGAUAUCGCCGUACCGCAGAACACGGGUCUGGAGCGGGCGCACGCCGUUGAGCAGUGCUCCUGCCCGCGCGGCUACAAGGGUCUCUCUUGCGAGGACUGCGACGUGGGCUACACCCGGUCUCUGGGUGGAUUGUACCUGAGACAGUGUGAGCGCUGCGACUGCAACGGACGCAGCGACGAGUGCGACCCGGAUACUGGCGCCUGCCUGAACUGCCGCGACAACACGGCCGGCGCCUCGUGCGAUGUGUGCGCUCCCGGCUACCGUGGCGACCCCAUGCAUGGCCAGCCGUGCCGGCCCGACUCCAGCCGGCCGUGCGACUGCGACCGGCGCGGCAGCCUGAGCCGCGACUGCGACGCCAGACGCCAGUGUCCCUGCAAGAGUAACGUGGAGGGCGUCAACUGCGACCGCUGUCGGCCCGGCUACUUCGCGCUGAUGACGGGCAACCCCGACGGCUGCUCGCGCUGCUUCUGCGCCGGCGUCAGUCAGCAGUGCUCGGAAGCGCCAUACUUCCGCACCCAGAUCCCCAUGCAGGUGGUGGACGAUCAGCACGGCUUCGCACUCUCCAACAGGCUUCGCAACAACAUCAUCCGCGGCGAGAGCUUCAGCGUCAGCCCGGCCGAGAACGAGAUCGGCUACAACCAGUUUCCACAGGGUCCUGACGGCGGUAUCGGGGAGAGCCUCUACUGGUCCCUGCCGGACAUCUUCCUCGGAAACCGGCUGGCUUCGUACGGCGGCAAGCUGAUGGUGCGCCAGCGGUACGAGGAGAGACCCGGCGCCGAGUCCUACGACGACUCGGACGUCAUCAUCACCGGCAACGGCGUCACCCUGACCUGGAUCAACCCGUCGCCGCCGAGGCCGGGCAGGACGGGGACAUUCGAGGUGGAGCUGUCGGAGCGGGCAGGCUGGAGUCUGCUGGACGCCGCGCGCACCGUGCAGCCCUCGACCCGCGAGGACCUGAUGACGGCGCUCAGCGGCAUCGGCUCCAUCCUCGUGCGCGCCACCUACUCCAACAGUAUGCGCAGCACCUACCUCAGCAACGUCGUCAUGGACACAGCUAUUCCUACGGACACCCAGCAGGGUCGGGCGCUUGGCAUCGAGCAGUGCCGCUGCCCCCGCGAGUACAUCGGCUUGUCGUGCCAGGACUGCGCGCCGGGCCACUACCGGGUCAGCACCGAGCCACUGGGCACCUGCCGGCCCUGCCCGUGCAACGGCAACGAGGAGAGCUGCUUCCUGGGUCCGGACCGGCGCGUUCAGUGUCGCUGCCGAUCCGGCUACACGGGACAGUACUGCCAGCAGCAAGACGACGGCUCCGGCUCGGGCACCCGCCCGCCGCCGACCAUCUCGGUGACCAUCAGUGAGCCAGUCAUCGUGGCCCAGGUCGGCGACAGGGUCAGCUUCCGCUGCUCGGGGCGCUCCCGCACCGGCGAGAGGGUGACGAUCCGCUGGUACAAACGCUCGGGCGAGCUGCCUCGUGACCGCGCCACGGACGACGGUCGCGGCCUGCUGGUGAUCCGCGCCGUCAUCUCAGCCGACUCGGGCGUCUACGUGUGCGAGGCGCGUGACUCCGUGUCGACCGUGACCGAAGAGUCGGAGCUGAGGGUGGGAGGCGGCGAGGCCAGCCCACCGCGCGUCACCAUCUCGCCGCGCUACCUGCAGCUGACGGCCGGCGAGCCGGCGGAGUUCGAAUGCUCGGCAGAGGGCAGCCCGGCGCCGCGGCUCGAGUGGAGCGGCGGCCGGGGAGGUCGCCUCGAGCCGGACGUGUCUGUCGUCAAUGGCGUGCUGGUGAUCGGCGCCGUGCGCAAGGUGCACGAGGCCGAGUACACGUGCACAGGCACCAACCCAGUGGGCUCAGAUGCGGCGCGUACCAUCAUCUAUGUCAGCGGCGGCGAGGAGCCGCGCCCGCGGCCCAACCCGCGGCCCGAGCCGCGGCCCGAGCCGCGCCCACGGCCCGAGCCGGGCCAGAGGCUGGGCGAGGUGGUGCCCAGUCAGGUGUCGGUGCGCGCCGGCGAGCCGGUGCGGAUCACGUGCCGCCCCCGCGACCCGAGCGCCAGCGUGGCCUGGAGCGGCGCCGACCGGCCGCUGCCGCAGCGGGCCAGUGACAUUCGAGGUGAGCUGAUCAUUCCGGCUGCCCAGCCAGAGGACUCGGGCAUCUACGUCUGCACCAUUACCAUCUCGUCGGGAUACAGUGAGGAGGUGCGCGCCAGGGUGGAGGUGGUGGGCUCCUCACGGCCGUCCAACCCGCCGACGGCCCGCAUCGAGCCCGACCGGCAGACUGUGGCGCAGGGAACCGUCAUCGAACUGCGCUGCCAGGCCGACGGAUCGCCCGCGCCGGAGGUGCGCUGGUCCAAGGCGGGAGGGCCACUGCCGGAGCGAGCCCAGGUGCGCGGCAGCUCUCUGGUGAUCAGCUCGGCCGAGGUGUCGGACCGCGGUCUGUACGUCUGCACGGCCAGCAGCCCGGCCGGCUCCUCCCAGUCGUCGGCCAUCGUCGAGGUGGAGCGCGCCGCGUCCGACUUCUGCGCGCCCGAGGAGUUCGAGUGCUUGUCGGGCGAAUGCGUUCCCAUCUCGAGUCGCUGCAACGGCGUGGUGCAGUGCAGGGAUAACUCUGACGAACUGUACUGUGAUGUCGGCCCAGAGCCGCCCAGCUCAGCAUGCAGGCCGACCGAGUUCCGCUGCCGCUCGGGCCAGUGCGUGGGGCGCCGCUUCGUCUGCGACGGCGUGUUCGACUGCUCGGACAGCUCGGAUGAGGCCGGCUGCGGCGGCGCCCGGCCAGGCCGCGAGGUGCCCGCCAUCGAGAUCUAUCCGGAGGGAGCGCAGACGGUGAGCCGGGGUGGCUCGGUGCUGUUCCAGUGCCGUGUGAACGCCGGCGCGCCGGCGCCGAGCGUUAGCUGGGCGCGCGCCGACCGUCGCCCGAUGCCGGCCACCGCCGAGCAGCUCGAUGGCGGGGUUAUCAGAUUCCUGCGUGUGACGGGCGAGGAGGAGGGCGAGUACAUCUGCACGGCCACCAACACGGCCGGCACCACCAGCGCCACAGCCACGCUCUCGGUGGAGUCGCCGCCCGUCAUCACGCUCACACAGCCGUCUCAGUACAGGGUGCGGGAGGGCCAGCGCGUGACUCUGGAGUGCCGUGCCACCGGAGACCCGACGCCGUCCGUCUCCUGGGAGGGCGGCCGCAGCGGCACGCCGUUCUUCAGCGAGGCCAGGGACGACCGUGCCCAGCCGGGCGUGGCGCUGGUCGAGAUCGGCGCUGUGACGCAGGAGGACGCCGGCGUGUACACGUGCCGCGCGCGCAGCAGCGCCGGCCAGUCGGAGCAGCGGCUGCAGAUGGUGGUGGAGCGGCCCGACCGCCGACCGGAGCCGGGGCCGGAGCCGCGGCCGCAGCCGCAGCCGCAGCCGCGGCCGCGGCCGAGGCCGCCCUCGCCCCAGCCUGGCGACGGCGGCGUGCAGCCCAGUGAGGACACGUACCGUGUUCCUCUCAACGGACGUGCCGAGCUCGUCUGCUACGUCGCCGGCUCCAACCGUGAUGUGUACAUCAACUGGAUCCGGUCGGACGGUCGCGAUAUGCCCGUCGACCACCUGAUCCGGGACGGCACGCUGUACAUCAACCAGGUGCAGGAGGACGCCGAGGGCACCUACACCUGCCUCGGACUGGGCGUCUCUGGCACCGUGCUUUUUGAGGCCAAGGCCACCCUGCAGGUUAUCGCGCCGCCCCGGAUCCAGCUGAACCCGGCCCGCCAAGUGGUUCGGCCCGGCGACAACGCCAUCAUCUACUGCUCGGCCACCGGCGACCAGCCAAUCACGCUGCGCUGGGACAAAGUCAACGACCGGCUGCCGCCGUCCGCCACCGUCCGCGGCGGCGAGCUGAACUUCCGUGGCAUCUCGGUGUCGGACGCGGGCCGCUACCUCUGCACGGCCGUCAACUCGGCCGGCCGCUCUGAAGGCGUCACCGAGGUCAUCGUCAACGACGGUCCCAGUGUGACGUCACUGGACCCUGACGUCACGGCGUACGUGGGCUCGACGGCGACACUGCGCUGCGACACUACCGGCUACGAGGGCCGGCUGACCUGGCGCCGCAGCGACGCCCCGCUGCCGCCUGGCGCCGUGUACGACGGCAACAGCCUCAGGCUGGAGAACGUCGACGAGUCGAUGUCGGGCACGUACUUCUGCGAGAUCCGCGAGCUCUCGGGCGAGUCGGGCCAGGCCAGCGUGCGCCUGACCGUACAGCCCGUCAACGACCUGUCGAUUCGCGUGCGGCCGUCCAGUGACGUGGCGCGCGUCGGCUCCACGCUUGACCUGGUGUGCGAGGUGACCGGCGCGGAGGGCGCGCGCGCCAGCUGGGAGCGCGUCAACGCCGCCCUGCCGGCACGCGCCAUCUCCCGGGGAGACAUUCUGCGGCUGGGCGAUUUGCAGCCGUCCGACGGCGGUCUCUACCGCUGCACGGUCCGCACGCCCGCCGGCGCCCAGUACAACGAGGACUACGUGCUCGCCAUACAGGCGGAGCCGGACCUGAACGAGUUCGUGCCGGAGCGCUCCGUGCCGGAGACGGUGCGCGCGCGGCUGACGGCGCCGGUCGAGCUGCGCUGCCGCAGCCCGCUGCCCGGCCCCCUCAGCUACACAUGGACCAAGACGGACGGCCCCAUGCCAGCUGGCCUGGUCACUAGUCGGGAAACGCUGCCCAUAGACGUGGUGCGCGUGGACCACGCCGGCAUGUACGUGUGCACGUCCAGGAGCGCACUGUCGUCGACGGACACGUCGACGGUGCUGCUGGUGACGGACGUGGUGCCGUCCUUCGGCGCCUCGCCCAACUCCUACGUCAGCCUGGAGACCAUCCCGGAUGCCUACCUCAGCUUCGAUGUGGAGCUGUCGUUCCGGCCUGCCCGGAACACCGGUCUGCUGCUCUACAACGGCCAGGAGGACGGCGGCAGCGGCGACUUCGUGUCGUUCGGCCUCGCCGACGGCUAUCCGGAGUUCCGCUUCAAUCUGGGCGGCUCGCCGGCCAUCAUCCGGUCGCGCCGCGCCGUCGUCAUGGAUACCUGGCAUACGGUCCGUCUGCAGCGUGAUAAACAUCAAGGCAAGCUGACUGUGGACGGCGAGUCGGAGGUGGCGGGCGAGACAGACGGCGAGUAUGUCGGCCUGGAUCUGGCGCUGCCGCUCUACAUCGGCGGCGUGCCCGACUUCUCGCAGAUCCACGCCGAGAGCGGCUUCUCCCAGGGAUUCACCGGCUGCGUGGCCCGUCUCUCGGUGUCGGGCGUGCUCUACAGCCUGCAGUCGGACGCCGUCGACCGCCGAGACGUGCGUCAGUGCGAGGUGUGCCGCACCGACACCUCCUGCCAGAACAACGCCCUCUGUCAGGAGGCGCUCAACGAGCGCGGCCAUCGCUGCCUCUGCGCGCCCGGAUUCACCGGCCCCACGUGCGACGAGGCCGGCCAGGUCUGCUACCCAGGCGCGUGCGGUGCCGGCCGUUGUGUGAACGCGCCUGGCGGCUUCGACUGCUACUGUCCGUUUGGCAAGACAGGCCCCCGCUGCCAGCAGGACAUCGUCAUCACCGAGCCGCAGUUUGGCGGCGACAGCUACAUCGCCUAUGACACGCCGCGUGCCAUACGACAGGUCAAGUUUGAGAUGCUGCUGAAGCCUGAGAAGGUCGAGGACGGGCUGUUGCUGUAUGCUGCCCAGAAUGACCAGGGCCAAGGCGACUUCGUGGCCCUCACUAUCAAAGACAGACACGUGGAGUUCAGGUAUGACACCGGCACGGGAGCCGCCGUACUGCGCAGCCUCGAAGAGGUCAAACAGGGCGAGUGGAUGAAGAUUGCCGGCACGCGGCAGAUGAGGGACGGCACGCUGAGAGUCAACGAUGGAGAGCUGGUGCAGGGCAAGUCGCCCGGCAGCACGCGCGGCCUCAACCUGCAGACGCCGCUGUACCUGGGAGGCGUCGACGCGCAGGUGAUGCGCGUCAGCGACGCCGUCGGCGUCGAGCGCGGCCUCAUCGGCUGUGUCGGCUCGCUGCGUGUCGACGACCGCGAGCUGGCGCUGAUCGACGGCCGGCAGGAGGCGGCCAACGUGGGCCAGUGCUCGCCGUCGCUGCCGUGCGAGAGGCGCCCUUGCCAGAACGGCGCCGCCUGCCGCGACAUCGGACGACAGCCGGACCAGUUCCAGUGCGACUGCGUGGCCGGCUUCUCCGGCAAACGCUGCGAGGUGUCCGAAGACGACUGCGCCACAGAUAACCCGUGCCAGAACGGAGGAGAGUGCGUGCAGAGGGCUGGCGUGAGCGCUUGCAACUGUCCGAUCGGUUUCGGCGGCCCCUACUGCGAAGACGAGGUGGAGCUGGGCAGGCAUCUGUGGUUCGACAUGCACUCGUACGCCGAGCUACCGCUGGAGCUGCUGCCUCACCAGUCCAACACAGAGCCGGAGACGGUCAACAUCACCUUCUCCACGCUUGAGGACGGCCUGCUCUUCUUCCACGGCCAGACGGCUCGCGAGCCUGGGGCUGGCCAGGACUACAUAGCCAUCGCCAUUCGCGGUGGCCGGCCGGAGCUGAGCUUCGAGCUGGGCUCGGGUCCUCUGCGGAUCACGCUGCCGCAGCGCGUCGACGACGGCCUCGUGCACUCUCUGGUGGCGCGCCGUACCGGUCGCGACGGCGAGCUCGAGCUGGACGGCGUGCGCGCCGAGUCGGACGCCUCGCCCGGCUACCUCACCAUGAUGAACACCAACGGCAACAUCUACAUUGGCGGUCUGCCCGACUUUGACCUGAUGACCGAGGGACGCUUCUCGGCGGGCCUGGUCGGCUGCGUGCACGGCCUGGCCAUCCAGGGCCAGGAGGUCAACCUGGCCAACGACUUGCAGGGCGGGGUCAACCUGAUGGCUUGUGACGGCGGGCUCGGCAUCGACGACGUGCUGCCCGGUGAGGAGACGUCGCCGCUGCCGCUCGACUACGACCAGUACGACUACUACGAUGACGAGCCGCCGUACGAGACCGGCGAGCAGAUCUCUAACGGCACGGAUCACUUGUUCAACAUGGACGACUAUGACUAUCAAUACAAGAACGACCAGAACGACUACUUGCAGGGCGGCUGGUCGGACCUGCUGGACAACUGAGCGAGGCCGCCGUCCGGAGUGUCCGGCGGCGGCUCGGCCCUGCCGCGUUCGGGCGGGGUUGGAGAGGACCGUGGCAUCGUGCCUUCCGGGGUGACCGCGGUCGUUUGUCCAGCUUUGGAGUCUAUUUUGGUGGUAAUUGUCGUGCACGGGGUAGUGGUGAGCUCCAGUCGAAUCUCGUCAGAAGAAUGUGCCAAAGCCCGAUUGAAUUGAGGGCGACUUUACUAUAUUGAAUGCUUGUGCGCUCCGCGACCAGGACGAGUGCAAGAGUCGAGCGACGGUGAGUUGGCUUGUUUUAAUUUGAGCGCGCCGUUUCGGUUCGUCGACGAGACCUGGGCGGUGCGGGGAGGGCGGCCGGCGCCGCCUGCGUCCGCGGCGCCCUCCGCGCACUGUCCCGCCGUCUCCCCCGUCACUGCCAUUUGCUUACUAACCGUGCCGCGCGCCGUGCUGGCUCCGCCUCCACUGCCCGAGCGCGCGGCUCCAUCCUCGGCGGCGCUCUCGUUAGCGGUACGUGCCCGCGCCGAGUGAGCGUCCGUCUUGUCCGUGUUCAGUCCGAUUUCACUAGUCAGUGUGCGUUGUCGUGGUGCUCAGCGCGAGCGCCCCCGCUCUCUGUCCGCGCCCUCGGGUGCCCGGUUGGCGCCGCCGAGGUGCGCCCUCCCGCCCUCCUUGGUCCGCUUCGCUUCCACAUAUCACCGUUGAUUUCGGCGCCGAUCGGUCCCCGCCCGGCUUUGGAGCGCGGAUCAAACCGGUUUUUCGAGCUCCCGCUUCGUAGCCGCUCUCAAGAACGUCCCUCGUUGGAGUUGUGUAAUUGUUGCGGCGAUGCCGACGCACUUGCUAUAUGUCUAUUUGUAUUUUAACGUGUCGCCAAUAAAGUCCUGCUCUCA